UUUAUUGCGUUGGGCUUAUACAUAAAGAUUUUAAAAUAUUGAAUAAUGUGCGUACGCGAAGUAUUUAGUGGAAUUUCGAAAACAAAUACCAUUUUCUCGAACUUUCGGGUAUACUAUUCUGCUUGCACUCAUUUCCAAGAGUUUACAAAAAAUUGAAACAUUUUCGAAAAUUGGAUUCUGAAAAUCGGAUUUGUAAUUUUGGAAAUAAAAAUUGUACUAAAAUUGAGAUAAGUUAAAAAAUAUUUAACCAUUUUGUUAAACAAAAUGAGACGAAUGGAGAUGAAAACUAUUUAAUUGUAAGCAGGAGAUAUUCGUAAUUAAUUUAAUUGCGUAGUGCGCACAGAUUAAAAACACGUGGUAAAUUAAAAACUGCACGGUUGAAAAUAAAAAUUGUACCAAAAUUGAGAUCAUUAAAAAAUAUUUAACCAUUUUGUUAAACAAAAUGAGACGAAAGUUAGUUAAGAAUCUCAACUUGAGAUCAUGGAUGGAUGGGAAAACGUGAGAAACCACCGAAUUCAUGUCAUGUGCUCAUAUCCGAACCAAAAAUCCACCACUGAACUUACUAAAGUGAGUGAAUGAAACGCAAAACAACAACUUUUUUUGCUGUAAUUUUAUCCACCUCGAUUAACUAAUUGUUACUUAAAUCCACUUAAAGUAAUAACUGCGCUGGAGGUGGUGAGCUGAUUAAUUAUGAGGGAGUGACGACGUCGACGACGAUAACAUCAUUAUCAUUAUGGCAAAGUCGAGUCGUUGGUGGCGACGAUUUCUGGCCGAGCACAAAUACGGUGUCGCCAUUGGAACAGGAGCAGCUAUCGGUGCUGGAGGGACGUUGGGCUGCAUUUAUUCGCUCAAAUGUAAGCUUCAAGAGACCGUUCCAGCCGAAAGUAGUCUUCUCGACGGCAAAGAUGUGCCCUAUAUUUAUGCCGUGGACCCAGAAGAGUCGAGCGCUUUCUUGAAGCAACAUUUCCCUCGUUGGUGGCCAGUUAGUUUCAUUGCAAGACCUAUUGCUUAUCAGCUAUUUGAAGAUAUUAGGAAAUCAAUUACUCAGAUUAAUGACGACUCGCUUAGAACGUUUGCCAAGUUUUCGUCCUUAUUUGAAUCUGAAUGUAACCACUUUUCGAUUUGCAUGGAUCUCAAGACUGCUGUCGCCCUUGCACGAUGCGGAGCAGAUCCUAGAUUAUUCAUUUCGCCGAGAGUGAUUACAAAAGAUCAUAAGGACUAUUACGGUAACAAGUUUCGUCAUUUAUUUUCCACCCUUCCAAAUGAAAACAUUCACGCUACGUUGGAGAGUUUGAUAUCGCGAGGCCUCAAGCAGUACCAUCCUACCGAGAAAGAACAAGAAGACAAAUCAUUGGAUUACUACACCGGAUUUGAAUCAGAUUUCCACCUGUCACAAAAUCCCGUCAAAGAAAUGAGCGAACACGAAUUUUUGAAGAUAUGCCUUCUCGGUGUCGUCAGUCACUCUCGCAUUCGUGAGAGCAUAUCCGAGCUUCUCUCGCAAGAUAUACUUGACCUGCUCGUCGUGAUAUCACGUGAGUAUCGCGACAGCGUGGAUAUCAUGUCGCUUGUUCUUAAGGUCUUGGCGAAUAUAUCCUGUGACACUUCGUCCGCCCAAUUGAUCAAAGAUACCGGUUGUCUAAAAAUCCUCGCGAUAUACGGCACUUCGCAUGACGUUAGAUUAGCUCUUCCGGCAAAACGUGCCCUUCAUAAUUUAGACCGACGCGGUACUAACUCCGUUCUUCCACCAGGAAUUUACCAACUGCAUCCUGAAUUUGGUUGUGAUGAUUGUUCUUCUCAAUACGACAUUGUCUUCAUUCACGGUCUUCUGGGUGGUAUAUUUCGUACCUGGCGACGUCACGACAUUAAUCCCAACAAGGACUUUUCCAAGACAGACAAGGACGAGCAUGAGACUAGAAUGUCCAUCUGGAAGGCUCGCAUACUCGAACUUCGGAGCAAAUCACCGCUUUUGUAUAAUCCGACCCCCAUCGCUAAUCCAGACGAAACAGUGGUUUAUCCAACUCGCAGGACGACGGAGGAUGGUCAAGUUAAAAUAGAUUGUGAGCAGCUUCCAUUAGAAUUGGACCAAGAAAUCGUUUCUACCCCGACGCAGUGUUGGCCGAGGGACUGGCUGCCGACUAACUGUCCCAAAAGUCGUAUCAUAGGAGUAGACUUUGAAAGUUUUGUUAGUCGCUGGAUGACAAUUUGUCCGAUUGAGACGGCAGAACGUCUACUAAAAGACAGGAGUGCAGAACUUCUCAAUAAAUUACAAGAUAUUGGAAUUGGACAAAGGCCCGUUGUUUUUGUGACACAUUCCAUGGGCGGACUACUCCUUAAAAGUUUACUAUGUCAAGCUGCCGAUAGUGAUGAUCCGGAAAGACAAAAGAUUGCAUCCAGUACAAAAGGUGUCGUAUUUUGCAGCGUGCCUCACCGAGGAACCGACAUGGCUGUGCUAAACACUGCUCGACGUUGGCUAUUGUUGCCUACUGAAGAGAUAGAUGAAUUGUCAGACGAGGACAAGCAGCUCACAAAUCUUAACGAAGCCUUCAUCGAACUAACAAAUCAGCAUAAUUAUAAAAUACUCAGUUUCGGAGAAGUUUUAGAAACUCGGACCGGUUUGGGCAUGCAAUUCAAAUUGGUACCGUUUUAUUCAUCCGACAUUGGUAUUGGUGACUACUACCCACUUCGGUUGGAUCAUCUAGGAACAUGUAAGCCUUGGAGUAGAGGGUCUUUCUUGUACGUGAAAACGGUGAAUUUUAUUAAAUCCGUGUGCCCCACGUGGACUCACCCUCCAGCGAAUCAACCCUCCGUUAACCUCAACCCCGUUUCAAAUUCUACCACCACUACCAAGACGAAUUCUGGAUACUUGAGCUACGCAAAUUCAAUCAUAUCUGUGCUAGAACCCGUGUCGCAUUUAUAUGACUGGAUUACCAACAUAUUUUACAAUACAGACGACGACAACUCGUCUUCUGGUCCCCUCCAUAAGAAUAAUAAUAACAAUAAUAAUCACGAUAAUAAUGGCAAUCUCAACAAUGGUACUCCUUCUAGUUCUAGUCCUAGUCAAUCAACCACAACUGCAACUACUGCUGGUGCCGACCAAGUCAAACUGAAAGAACAAUAAAAAAAACUUUACAUAAAUCAAA
Messenger RNA from Folsomia candida, 3140 nucleotides. Its product is annotated as protein SERAC1. The record is from RefSeq and is a predicted model, not a curated record. The transcript is spliced from 15 exons. Bases 734 to 3118 code for a protein of 794 amino acids. NCBI's taxonomy places the organism in Eukaryota, Metazoa, Arthropoda, Collembola, Entomobryomorpha, Isotomidae.